Messenger RNA from Oppiella nova, 231 nucleotides. The record is from the annotation of a GenBank genome assembly. NCBI's taxonomy places the organism in Eukaryota, Metazoa, Arthropoda, Arachnida, Sarcoptiformes, Oppiidae.
AUGUCGAAAAAGUUGCAACAGGUGAACACUGAUGAAUAUUUGCUGAGCUUAUUGCCACAACAUGACGUAUAUGUGAUUCAAACACGUCGUAAGCCAACACUUGGCGAGAAGUUAGGUUUACAAGCUGCACAAAUGGCAGAUGCCUUAAUUCCAUCCGUUGUGAAUAAAUUGAUGAGUGAGAUCACGAAGCUAAAUUCCUCUUUACCGAUGUUUAAAGAUGAUAAAUUCUAA